Penicillium samsonianum is the source of this 930-nucleotide messenger RNA. Its product is annotated as isopenicillin N synthase family dioxygenase. The record is from RefSeq and is a predicted model, not a curated record. The transcript is spliced from 8 exons. Lineage: Eukaryota; Fungi; Ascomycota; Eurotiomycetes; Eurotiales; Aspergillaceae. The coding region runs from base 1 to 930 and encodes 309 amino acids. Gene Ontology annotation, molecular function: dioxygenase activity.
AUGGCCAUCCAAGAAGUUGAUUUUGAGAGCAUUCCCAUUAUUGACUUGUGCACAUUGAAUAGUCCCUGUAUCCAUCAGCGCCACCAACUCAGGAGAGAAAUCGCUCAGGCCUGUACCCAGGUUGGCUUCUUUGACAUCAAGAGUCAUGGAAUUUCCGAUGUGCUGAUCAAUCGUACCUACAAAGCCGCCCAUCAGUUAUUCUCCCUCAGCGAAGAACAUAAGAUGGCAUGCUAUCUGGCGACGUCUGAAUACUUCCGAGGCUAUAGCCCCUUGUAUGGAAAGAAAUCGUCGAAUACCGACCUUGAGGGAGCCACUCAAGACAAGCCCCUUGGGUCUCUUUCCGAGGCAUUCGACAUCGGCUAUGAGCUCUCAGGAGAUCUGCAAAAAGAAGAAAGCCUCCUCCCAGGCUUCCGGGCGACGUACCUUCAAUAUUUUGCCGAAGUCCUCGAGCUUGCCCGAGGAUUGAUGAGGAUCUUUGCGCUGGCGUUGGACCAGGACGAGGGUUAUUUCCAAUCGAUGGUGAAGUAUCCAGGGGUCGCAUCGAGGAUGAUGCAUUAUCCACCUCCGCCCGUGAAGGGGCAGGAGACCCCGGGGCUAGCGGCUCAUACGGACUAUCAAUGCUUCACAGGCCCUAGACCACGUUCCAGCUCUGCAGGUCCUCAACCCUCAUGGGAAGUGGGUAGCGGCACCGCCGAUCCAGGAACAUUAAUUGUGAACAUUUCGGAUUGCUUCGCCUUCUGGACAAACAACAAAUUCAAGUCGACCAUUCACCGCGUGGCCAAUUCGACCGGAGAGGAACGGCAUUCAAUACCAUUCUUUGGCGUUGACUAUGAUACAACUAUUUCCGUCGGAGAGUAUAUACGCGACAAGCUUUCACUAUCUUAUGUUGGACAUGAUGGUGAGGCUGCUGGUGACCGCAUUAAGCUUUAA